AUGAAGGCCACCCCGUUGCUCAUCUCAUGGCACAAUGACAAUGCCCCUAUCUACUCGGUGCAUUUCGAUCCCAAUGGCAAGGGCCGCUUAGCUACUGCUGGAAAUGACAACAACGUCCGACUUUGGAAAGUCGAGUCUACCGGGGAGGAACGCAAGGUCUCGUACCUGAGCACUUUGAUUAAGCACACACAGGCUGUCAAUGUGGUUCGAUUCAGCCCAAAAGGCGAGAUGCUGGCGUCUGCUGGAGAUGACGGAAAUGUUUUGCUCUGGGUACCAUCGGAGCUGCAGACACAAGCUGGGCUGGGUGAAGAUCCCUCGGACGAUAAAGAGACCUGGCGAGUGAAGUAUAUGUGUCGCUCGUCUGGUGCGGAGAUCUACGACCUCGCCUGGUCUCCUGAUGGAGUCUUCAUCAUUACAGGCAGCAUGGAUAACAUUGCACGAAUCUACAAUGCUCAGACUGGGCAAAUGGUACGACAGAUUGCCGAGCAUUCUCACUAUGUUCAGGGUGUAGCAUGGGAUCCGCUUAAUGAGUUCGUCGCGACUCAGUCAUCCGACCGCUCCGUGCAUAUCUACAGCUUGAAGACCAAAGAUGGACAAUUCACAUUGACUCCGCACGGCAAGGUCUUGAAGAUGGAUCUCCCUGCAAAGAGAAUCGCCUCCGCUAGUCCUGCGCCCCCUGAUGUGAAUCAUCGAUCUCAGCCGAGUGGAAGUUUAGCAAUUGCCUCGCCUGGGCCCUCGGCCCCAGGAACCCCAAUGGCUUCUAAUCUACCCAUGGACCCUCCGCCAGUCUCGCACAGUCGGCGUUCCUCAUUCGGCUCGUCACCUUCAAUCAGACGAUCUGCCUCUCCUGCUCCGUCUCUACCAUUGCCUGCUGUCAAGCCACUGGAGGUUUCCUCCCCGAGCCUUGGUGGCCUCGGAGUCAAGAACGCCAGCAUCUACGCCAAUGAGACCUUUACAUCCUUUUUCAGGCGAUUGACUUUCGCUCCUGAUGGAAGUCUAUUGUUCACACCAGCCGGUCAAUUCAAGACCUCUAAUAUCUCAGCUACGGACCCUACAAAGACGACCGACGAGAUCAUCAACACGGUUUACGUCUACACUCGAGCUGGCUUCAACAAGCCACCAGUCUCCCAUCUCCCAGGGCACAAGAAACCCUCCGUAGCUGUCAAAUGUUCCCCGAUCUUUUACACGUUGAAGCAAGGCACUCAGCCCGCCAAGAACAUCACGCUUGAUACGUCUUCAGCCGAAGAGAUGUUCCCAUCUCUUCCAGAUCCUGUGGUAUCGGCACACCCAUCAGUUACCAGCCAACCGACAAUGGAGCCGCCGUCUGCAACCCCAGCCGAGCCAUCAAAACUCCAGCCAUCUCCCAAGUCCGCCGAGAUCGGCAGCAGUGAACCAAGCCCGAGCUCAGCGCCGGUCUUCGCGCUUCCCUAUCGCAUCGUAUACGCAGUUGCCACUCAAGAUGCUGUUCUAGUAUACGACACGCAACAAGAAACUCCGCUAUGCAUUGUGAGCAACUUGCAUUUUGCUACUUUCACCGAUCUAACCUGGUCUUCCGACGGAUUAACCUUGAUAAUGAGUUCAUCCGACGGCUUCUGCUCCACCCUCUCAUUCGCCCCCGGAGAACUAGGCCAACCCUACAACGGCCCAACCUCCGUAUCCCAUAACACAAACUCCACCACCCCAGUGAACAACACCACACCACUCGCAACACCAAUGCACGCCUCAUCCCCACACGUAGUUCCGUCACCAGUCAAAACAACCCACACUCCAACAAACACCGGCCCCGCCCCCCCAGCAAGUCCAGCCCGUUCCACCUCCGCCUGCUCAGUAGCAACACAGUCUUCCUCACAGCCAACCCCAGCAGCAGUCAUGAACAACCCAACCCCAACCCUCGGCAACGUCCCCUCCGUCACAGCAACCCAUUCCGCACACCCACCAGCCCUCCCACUAACAACCCCACCACAAACCCCCGUCUCCAGCGUCCCGCAAACUGGGAACGGGCCCGCGGCGACGGUCAGUGUGUUGGGGAAGCGAGAAGUGAGGCCUGCGAGUGACUCGGAAAAGGAUGAGUAUAAGGAUAGUCCUGCUGUUUUGCAGCAGCCGCCGAAGAAACGGCGUGUUGCGCCGACGCUUGUCUCGUCUAAUGAGGCGUCUUCUUCGAAAGAUGGUUCCUCGUAA
This is a messenger RNA of Penicillium bovifimosum, 2178 nucleotides long. RefSeq lists its product as uncharacterized. Gene Ontology annotation, biological process: DNA replication-dependent chromatin assembly; nucleosome assembly. Gene Ontology annotation, molecular function: protein binding. Gene Ontology annotation, cellular component: nucleus; CAF-1 complex. Lineage: Eukaryota; Fungi; Ascomycota; Eurotiomycetes; Eurotiales; Aspergillaceae. The coding region runs from base 1 to 2178 and encodes 725 amino acids. The record is from RefSeq and is a predicted model, not a curated record. The transcript is spliced from 6 exons.